AUAGCAGCUAAACAGGAGCGGCGGAAACAAGGUCUCAUCCACCGAGACAGAAAACCAGCAAUCGACAGCCCUAUCCCCAACAAAAUUUCAAGCAACGUUAAUGUGCUGCUGAAGGAACUGGGACUCCACAGACAUGUCGGCUGCCAGCUGAAGUAAACCCUGCGAUUUGGCUCAACUUUUGAGCCGAAAAGAAGGCCGGUUGGCGAUCGGCGGGGUGUAGCAUCACGGAUCUGUCUCGGACGUUUGUCCUCCGGAGCGGCCGGUAUAUCGGGGUCUCAGAUGAGAAUUUUAAAUGUUCACCUUAACUGAUGAGCGAAGCUGGUAAUACGGGACACCACGGCACUGUCAACGGCUCAAAAUGGCAGAUUUUUAUUGAGUUCUGAGCUGAAGCCUGCCCGCAUUUUUUGCCAUGAGUAAGAAAAGCCCUUGCACCAAUGGCCCCCGUAUUCGAAGUUUCGCUCCCAGGGUCACUGGAACAAAGAGGACUUAAAGUUGAUCUGUACCCCCAUCAGCACCACCACCUAUCUGCAAUGACCAGCAUCACAUCUAUGCAGAGUGAAGGCCACUUGUAUGAAAUGAGGUUGAAAAUGGGAGUAUUUGUCUUCUGUGCUGUAUGUAAACAUGCAGUUCUUUUGUUGAUGGCAGUGUGGGGCCACCACGGGAAGAGAGCCCAAGACUUGCCAGAGUUUCGUCCGUAAAACAGUUUUGUUAGUUACCACUGUAAGAGUAAUUUUUGUGACAAUUGUGAGAGGUAAUGAGUUGAAUUUGAAGAUGGACUGCUCUGGUUUGGGGCUUUCUGCAUCUGUGGCCCCUGACUGAGUUUCUGGCUUCUACUCCGCCUCAUCUCUGUCCUCUCGUGUUGUCUCACUCAGGUAUGGCCUCCCAAGUGCAAGUCUUUUCCCCCCACACUCUCCAGUCAAGUGCCUUCUUUAAUGUGAAGAAGCUGAAGGUGGAGCGCAGUUCUGCCUGGGAUAUGACCGGCUGCGGUACGCACGGCAAAGCAUACAGUGUCAGCAGCAAGACUGUGCCUGCCCCCCAGGUGGGCGUCAGCGCCCCGCUCCAGCUCGCUGGCUCCUCCUUGCCCUACGAGCAGGCACUCGUCUUCCAGGCGGGUGGUGUGGCGGCGGCCACAGCAGCGGCAGUGGGUGGCACUGGCCAGCUCCACAACCUGACCCGGCGUAGCACUGUGAGCCUGCUGGACACCUACCAGCGAUGUGGGCUUAAGCGCAAGAGUGAGGAGCUGGACGGAGCCAACAACAGCAGUGUGCAGAUCGUUGAAGAGCACCCGGCCAUGAUCCAGACCACAGCUACCACUGUGGCUGCUGCAGCCAUUUCCACAGCCGCCUCCAAGAAUGGUGGUACUGGUGGGUCCGAGGGUGACUACCAGCUGGUUCAGCACGAGGUCCUCUGCUCCAUGACCAACACCUAUGAGGUGUUGGAGUUCCUGGGCCGCGGCACCUUCGGCCAGGUGGUAAAGUGUUGGAAGCGUGGCACCAGUGAGAUUGUGGCUAUCAAGAUCUUGAAGAACCACCCGUCUUAUGCACGCCAAGGCCAGAUCGAGGUCAGCAUCCUGGCGCGCCUCAGCACCGAGAGCGCUGACGACUACAACUUUGUGCGCGCCUACGAGUGCUUCCAGCACAAGAGUCACACGUGCUUGGUGUUUGAAAUGCUGGAGCAGAAUCUUUACGACUUCCUCAAGCAGAACAAGUUCAACCCCCUGCCUCUCAAGUACAUCCGGCCUGUGCUACAGCAGGUGGGUACGGCCCUCAUGAAGCUCAAGAGCCUGGGCCUUAUCCACGCUGACCUGAAGCCUGAGAACAUUAUGCUGGUGGAUCCCACCCGGCAACCCUACCGGGUCAAGGUGAUUGACUUUGGAUCUGCCAGCCACGUUUCCAAGGCUGUGUGCUCCACGUACUUGCAGUCCAGAUACUACAGAGCCCCUGAAAUCAUUUUGGGCUUACCUUUCAGCGAGGCCAUUGACAUGUGGUCCCUGGGCUGCGUUAUUGCUGAGUUGUUCUUGGGUUGGCCGCUGUACCCGGGGGCAUCGGAGUAUGAUCAGAUCCGCUACAUCUCCCAAACACAGGGCCUGCCAGCAGAGUACCUCCUGAGCGCAGGGACGAAGACGACUCGUUUCUUUCACAGGGACCCAGACUCCACGUACCCUCUGUGGAGACUUAAGACACCUGAGGACCAUGAAGCGGAGACGGGGAUCAAGUCAAAGGAGGCCAGGAAGUACAUCUUCAAUUGUCUGGAUGACAUGGCACAGGUUAAUAUGGUGACUGACCUGGAAGGUAACGACAUGUUGGCAGAGAAGUCUGACCGGCGGGAAUUCAUCGACCUUCUGACCAAGAUGCUGACCAUAGAUGCAGACAAGAGGAUCACCCCCAUUGAGACACUGAACCACCCUUUCGUCACCAUGACACACCUGCUCGACUUCCCCCACAGCACUCGCGUUAAAUCCUGCUUCCAGAACAUGGACAUCUGCAAGCGACGAGUCAGCAUGUAUGAUGCAGUCAACCAGAGCAAGACCCCCUUUAUCUCUCAUGUGGCCCCCGGGACCUCCACAAAUCUCACCAUGACGUUCAACAGCCAGCUUAGCACAGUGCAUAGCCAGGCCACCAGCCUCACUACCCCCUCCACCAGUGCCACCCUGUCCCUUGCCAAUGCUGAUGUCUCCCUACUAAACUACCAAUCUACACUCUGCCAGCCACCAGCUGUGGCCCAGAGAGGCGUGACCUUGCCCCCAGGCUCCUCCCAGCUGUGUGCUGCCCGGCCUGACCCCUUUCAGCAAGCCCUCAUUGUUUGCCCCCCCGGCUUCCAAGGUCUCCAGGCCUCGCCGUCCAAGCACAGCGGCUACUCUGUGCACAUGGAGAGUGCCAUUCCCAUAGUGACCCAGGCCCCUGGAGCCCAGCCCCUGCAGAUCCAGCCCAGCCUCCUGACCCAGCAGCCCUGGCCCAGCGGUACGCAGCAGAUCCUCCUCCCCCCAGCGUGGCAGCAGCUGGCCCACCCCUCGGUGCCGCAUGCCACCAUCAUCCCUGAUGCCAUGGCGACCGCGCAGCCGCUGGCAGGCUGGAGGAACUCCCAUCCACACAGUAGUCACUACAAUCCCAUAAUGCAGCAGCCGGCCUUGCUCCCGGGUCAUGUGACCCUCCCCUCCAGUCAACCCCUGAAUGUCGGUGUUGCCCAUGUGAUGCGACAGCAACCAACCAGCAUUUCCUCUUCAAAGAAAAAUAAACAGCACCAGUCUACGGCCAGGAACGCGUCAGCGUAUGAGGUGACGUCCUCGCAGGCAUUGCCCUCACCCCAGCGCUCCAAGCGUGUUAAGGAGAAUACGCCACCCCGCUGUGCCAUGCUCCAGAAUGGCCCACCCGCAGGCUGCGGCCCGUCACUGGCCUGCAGUAGCUGGGGAAAUUCGGCAACCAGUAGCACGCAGGAUCAUCAGCAGCAUCCAGCUGCCCCGCCCGUGGCCCAAGCCCUACCCCCACGCCAGACCAUAGUCAUCCCCGAUACGCCCAGCCCCACCGUCAGCAUCAUCACCAUCAGCAGCGACACUGACGAGGAGGAUGACCAGAAGCAGGACACUUCCAGCACAAUGUCUAAGCAGAGGAAGAACGUCAUCAGCUGUGUGACAGUGCAUGACUCCCCUGUCUCGGACUCCUCAAGCAGCAGCAGCAGCCCGUACGCUGUGGAGGCCCAGCCGACCAACGGCAACAGCCUCGACUCCAAAGGUGCCCCGCUGGACAACUGCUGCAACGGCAAUCCCCGUACCAUCAUCGUCCCGCCCCUCAAGAGCCAGUCUGAGUCACUGGCCCAGUGCGAGCGUCUGCUGCCAGAAACAGCUACACACCAGGGCUCUGCUUACAAAUUCAAAUCCACCAAUGGGGCAGCAGCUAGUGGUGGCUCCUCUUCUGGAAGCGUGACCGGUGGUGGGCCUUUACGGCAGCAGCGCCCUGGGCCACACCACUUCCAGCAGCAACCCCUCAACCUCAGCCAGCAGGCACAGCAACACAUGAUGGCUGAGUGUGGCUCUGCCCCCCGGCGACAGCAGGCCUACAUCGCACCCACCCUGUCGGCCCAGGCCCCCUACUCCUUCCACCAGAGCAGCCCCUCCCGCGCGGGUGCCGUGCACCUGCCUGGCCAGCCUCACUUGUACACAUAUGCUGCCCCUGCUGCCCUGGGGUCCAGUGGUGCUGUGGCCCACCUGGUGGGUCCCCAGGGCUCAGCCCGGCAUGCUGUCCAGCACGGCGCAUACCCUGCGGGCAUGGUGCCCGUAGGCAUGGGCCACCGUGUACUGCCCUCACCCACCCUCCACCAUGGCCAGUACCAAGCCCAGUUCACCCACCAGACCUACAUCAGCGCGUCUCCCGGCUCUGCCGUCUACACUGGAUACCCCCUGAGCCCCACCAAGGUGAACCAGUACCCGUACCUCUAGACCCAACACUGGAGCCUGACACCCUGCUGCUCAGCCCCCCAAAGCCCUGCUCCUCUCCCUGCAGAGAAGAACUCCAGCACACUUGAAGACAGUGACAGAGAUGACCACAUGGGGGAAGGGGGGUACCGUUAGGAUUUUUCUUUUAAAGCUGUUCUGCCAUAUUUCCUGUAGGCCUCUCUGCCUGUCCAUGGCCAUACGGCAUCGUUCUCAGAUUCUAUUCCCUGUCCACUUCCCUCCUUCCAAAAGCGCCUUGGAGCCUAAUAAAAACAGAUGAGAAGUACAGGCCUCCUCCGAGGACUCUCUCGCCGGAUACAAUCCCCCAGGGGGGGAGAGAGGAGGCUCCCUGCUGCUCAAUGCUGGCAAACUAAGGAUGGCCUUGAACUGACUUAACCUUUUCCAAAAUCCUCCCCCCCAACCCCAUGAGUGAUCAGCUGGAGUCCCACUGGAAGUGCAACGGCGUGUGACUGACAGAUUCUGCUAGUGUGUUUAUAGAUUUUUUUUUUGCUCUCCCCCCCCCCUUUUUAUUCACUUCUGGGAAAAACAUAGGUUUGUUUAUUUUUACGUUGGUGGGGGGGUGGGGAGGAGCUUUUUAGAAUGUAGCAGUCUGCAUCCUUUCAUUUUGUGAAGAAUUUAGAUACCUGUAGUUAUGUUAGUCUUCUCUCAAUGUAAUUGCACAGUGGUUAUGAGAACAUAGGCAUGUACUACGUGGUCGUGUGUGUGUGUGCGUGCGCGCAUGUGUGAGUGAACAUGUACGUGUUUUACGAGUGUGCAUGUGUGUGUAGUCUGACACCUUUAGCACCUUGGUGCAGCCCUGACCAGGCUUAGUCUUAGGUUUUAGCAUUGUUUCCUCAUAGUGCCUUACAAGUAUAUGUGACGUGGUUUAAAGUUUACUACUCUGGAACCUCUACAACCAACAGAGGCUCGUCUGAGAGACGGAUCCUCAGCCCGAUGCCUGCGGAGAACCUGACCCAGCCAUGACUUCCUCCCAUCUUGCUUUACCUAGCUUCACGAGCCGACCGCUUAGCUGUCUGGCAUGAUUAGGUUCCUUGCAUCUGUGUGUCUGACCAUAACCUGAAGUGAAUAUUUAUGUUAGGUACUGAACCAAAGUCAUGUGUAUAUGUGUAUAUAUACUCUGGAUGUAGAGUAACUGUCGGCCUCAGCUAACCUCAUCUAAUGUUGGAGCAACAAGCAGUGAGGAAACAGCAUUUUAGAUGUUCAUAAAGAGGGUGCGUAUAAUAACAACUAUGAUAAUAAUAGAUUAUUAUUAUUAUUAUUACUUUUAUUAUUCUAACAAGAAAAAAAAGAACAAAUUUGUAUGCCGAUGCACAGUGGGUGAGGAGUGCAGGGAAGUUAGGGGGGGGGGUCUUGGGGGGUCUUUCCCCACUAGGGACACUGAAGGUGCUUCAGGGUGGGCUGGAGUGAGGAGCCUGGAGCGUUUUUGUAGGAAUGGUGCUGUAUCAGAAUGGAUGGGCGUGGCAUUGAGGGUGACACAGAGGGGUUACCAAUUUUAGAGGCAUUGAGGCUGGCACUGAGAGGACUGGGUGGGUCACCAGGCAUGACAAGAAUGUGACUGUGUGCCCCCUCCCCCCAAAAGGGGCUGAAAGUCUCUUCAUGGUCACGGUUUCUGUGCAGACUUCCUGAGGACAUGGACAAGUGAAGAAGGGUCGGCAGGGUGUACUCCCCACCACAGCUGCCCCCUCCAAGUGGUAUUCUUCCAUUUCGCAUUAUGGCAAAUGUUACUUGUGGUUAAAAACAAAACAUGUUGCGUUGCUGUUAGAGAUUGUCACCAUGUUCCUGUCAGAGCUGGGUCUGUACGUGUCUCCCCAGUUCUGAGCAGGGAUGGCUUGGUUUCCAAGAAGUGCUGUGGCUCUUAAGAUGCUAGAAUGUUCCGGCAGCAGAGAUAACGAGAAGGUAAUCAUGAACUUACUGUGUGAAACAUUCCCUUGGGGCGUGCGUUCGUGUGCGUGUGUGUGUCUGUGUGUGUAGCACCUGGACUCUUGCCUCAGCCAAUGAAGGGAAAAAGAUAUGUGUGACUUUUUGCCUGCUCUUCAGUGUCCUUUUUAACUGCUGUCUUGCCAAGACCACACACAGCCCAAGGAGAACAUCACCCUACGUGUGUGAGUGUGUGUCUGUUUGUGUCUGUCUGUGAGAGAGACCCUAGCAGUUCAAGCACAGGAGUAAAUACAUCUGCACAAGUCUGGCUGCUACAGAGAGUCUUUCUGAGAAGGAGCCAUCUGCCUCUCCCCUAUUUAUCCUGAGCCCACCAAAGAAGCUCACCAUAGUGACAGUCUUGCCACUCCCUCCUUUUACCACAGACACGCCUGAGAGAAACGUGCUCACUUUAUAUGAAAAAUCAUGUGUCAUAGGCUUUGUGAGAAAUGAACCUUUCAAACGAUGUCUUGCCAAUACUUUCUCAUAAGGUGCAAGUGUAUGUGAGCAGUGCCAGUGCACAAAAACACACACACACACACACACUCUAUAACUGUCUUCAAUGUCCAAAUUAGAGUUGCCACAGAUCGUUUUUAUUACAGUAAUCCCAUUUUAAUAAUGACUGCUUUCCUGGUUUUAAGGUCAACUAUCACGUGUCCACAAAGCACCUCACUUAAUCUCUAUGAAGGAAUUCGGCCAUGGUGUUUAUCUGUGAACCUUUCACCAGUGUUUCAUUCUGGAUGUACUGUUUUGUCAGUACAGUAUUUCACUGUUUAUAUGUGUCUCAUUUUUAAGGUUAGCAUACCAUAGCUGUGACCUCUGGGGGUGGAGGGGGGGUUGAAAAGAAAUACCAUUUAAAUAAAACUGUCACAUUUCACAGAAAUCUUGAAAAAUCUGAACCUGGGAGUUGGCGAGAGCUUUGGUAUGUUCUCUUUUCGAUUGGUAAUGUCUGGUGUUCACUUUAAUAGCAUUUGCCAUGCAUCUGUGAAAGGCUGUACGUUAACUCACCGGAAGAACUAAACAACCAAUAAAUGAUGUUAGUGACCUUCAGUGUAGUUUCUAUUAUAGUCAAAGAGUAUACACAUAAAUGUUCUAUUCAUUUCAAAACAUUUUUGUUUUUCUUUUGAAGUUUCAUAGCUGGAAUUAAACUUUACCGUGUGCAAGCUGUGGAUAGGCCUUUUGUAUCCCUAAUGGCAAGUAUAACUGAAUUAACUGACUCUGUAUCUAGAUGUUCGAAGAAAGAAAAAAAUAUGAAGAUUGCUUCUGUGUUUAUUAUGUUUACAAUGUACAGUUAGGUAGACGCAUGAGUCGUUUUCUCAAGAGUGAACUACACUGUCUGCAGAAGAUUCAGAAACAUAAUUACCAAUUGUACUUCCCUGGGCUGACAUGCUCUGUUCACAACUGUGUAUGGAAUAUAAAAAAGAACAGAGUCCUUUCAGCGUGCUUUGAAGUAAAGUCCAGCCCCUUAAAACCAGUACUUACUGCCUUCCAGAUGAUGAACUUUACUUCCAAAGCUUUGAGGUUCAAAUAAAAGGCUACUUUUUUUAAGGG
Molecule: messenger RNA, 7912 nt
Organism: Paramormyrops kingsleyae
Lineage: Eukaryota; Metazoa; Chordata; Actinopteri; Osteoglossiformes; Mormyridae
Product: homeodomain-interacting protein kinase 2-like
Biological process (GO): intrinsic apoptotic signaling pathway in response to DNA damage by p53 class mediator; positive regulation of transcription by RNA polymerase II; peptidyl-threonine phosphorylation
Cellular component (GO): PML body; cytoplasm; nucleus
Molecular function (GO): transcription corepressor activity; SMAD binding; protein tyrosine kinase activity
Source: RefSeq, a predicted model, not a curated record